UUCGGGGCCUGCGUGCGUCCGAAUUGUUGUUAUAUGAGAUCGAGCGGGAUUUUGAGGGAUGUCAAGUACGGUUAUUUGCAGUGCGUUUUGAACUGUGAUGUGGAGCCGGGUUUUUGGGUUAGCCAUUCUUGAACAAGUUGGUUUGGGAACCCACCUCCACCCUUUACUGACUGUAUAUUGCAUGCAGAGUAGGCUUGUUCUUCCCGGCCACGACGCAUCAAACAGUCCAGCCAAAGAAAGCUCUUCAAAGCCGUCCUCGACGUUUUUCCAUCAACAACAUUUCGCAAUAUCAGAAAGUCUACUCCCAUUCGCAUAUAUAAGAAAGAAAAGAGCAAGAAAAAACUAUUUGACAAAGAGGAAUGAUACGCAAAUGCGAAGAGAGUAGAGAGGUAGCUGUCUUCUAUAAUAAAGGUCACAUCAUACGUCCAA
Molecule: messenger RNA, 429 nt
Organism: Fimicolochytrium jonesii
Lineage: Eukaryota; Fungi; Chytridiomycota; Chytridiomycetes; Spizellomycetales; Powellomycetaceae
Exons: 1
Coding region: 98-385 (95 amino acids)
Source: RefSeq, a predicted model, not a curated record